AUGGGUCCGCCUCCGCCACCGACAUCUCCUCCUCGCCGAGCGGGUCUUCGUAGCUCCAGUAGCUCAUACCCAUCUUCUGGUAACACUUCCCAGCCUCAAGCUCCUCCGAAAUUCGUUCCCGAGUUGACCGUGUUGGAAGGCUGUACGGUAUUUGUGGAUGUAUGGAUGAGCGACGGACAGGAUACAUCAUCACUUUAUAUUGAUAUUGCGAAGAAUCUGGGUGCUCGGGUUGUUAAGAGAAUUGGGCCACAGUGUACGCAUGUUGUGUAUACGUCUGGUCGUGAAAGGACUGUGGAGCAGUACUUUGCCCUGGACGAAGCAAAACGACCGAAAGCAGUAGGAGCAUCUUGGCUCAGAGACUGCAGACAAGCGGCUGCGCGUUUAGACGAAGAGCGUUACCUGGUCGACCUAGAGGAACAUAAACCCGAUCCGACAAGUAAUUUUUUCUCUCUGAAGGGCGAUAAGGAUAAACGACACAAAGUUCGUCUUGUUUGUUGA
Molecule: messenger RNA, 498 nt
Organism: Lentinula edodes (shiitake mushroom)
Lineage: Eukaryota; Fungi; Basidiomycota; Agaricomycetes; Agaricales; Omphalotaceae
Exons: 3
Coding region: 1-498 (165 amino acids)
Biological process (GO): mitotic cell cycle
Source: RefSeq, a predicted model, not a curated record